Macrosiphum euphorbiae (potato aphid) is the source of this 546-nucleotide messenger RNA. NCBI's taxonomy places the organism in Eukaryota, Metazoa, Arthropoda, Insecta, Hemiptera, Aphididae. The record is from the annotation of a GenBank genome assembly.
AUGACACCCAGGACCCCAAAUACCAACAUUACAAAACCAAUCAACCCUAACAAUGAAACAAGUAUUCCAAAUGAACCAAUCAAAAUACCUCCUCCAUCGCCAACUAACUCUUCAGCACCAUCAGUCACGCCACUCCAUAUCGAUCAACAAAUUAAUGAGAACUCUGAUCAGCCGAAAACCUUAAGAGAUAAACUAUUAGAUUCCAAAAAAACCAAAAGCAAGUCAUUCGACCCAUCAAAAAAAAUUAAAAAAUGCAGUUCACUUGAAAAUCUUCACACUAAACUCAAUGAACGGCUCAAACCCGCCGAAGGUCUUUUUUCAAAUAAUAAAGAAAUCCCUAUAUCGUAUUCACGAUACAUAUACAUAAUGGAGAAUUGCUCUAAUAAAUCCAUAAAUAUACAUUCUCUGUGCGAGGAAGUCAAUGUUGACAGCCACAUACUCCGAAAAAUAACUGAACAAGUUAAACCAAUGAUAACUGAUAGAUACGUAAGAACUAAGCUCUCCAAACUGCUAAACCUUUUAUUCCAAACUCUUCCACUACAAUAG